This is a messenger RNA of Scatophagus argus, 3693 nucleotides long. It is a transcript of the gene cxadr, whose product is annotated as CXADR Ig-like cell adhesion molecule. The transcript has 7 exons. Gene Ontology annotation, molecular function: cell adhesion molecule binding. Gene Ontology annotation, cellular component: basolateral plasma membrane; bicellular tight junction; intercalated disc. The record is from RefSeq and is a predicted model, not a curated record. Lineage: Eukaryota; Metazoa; Chordata; Actinopteri; Scatophagidae. Gene Ontology annotation, biological process: homotypic cell-cell adhesion. The coding region runs from base 158 to 1285 and encodes 375 amino acids.
GGCGCGAUCCGCUGUGCACCUGCAGAGAGCGGCGGAGGAGGAGGAGGAGUGGAGUUUGGAUGCUUUGGUCGAGCUGGGCUGCCGCGUCUCCCUCGAAUUCAGCAUAAGUUAGCUGACCAAGUUUCACCGAAGAAGUCGUGGAAUAGCUGGAACAGGAAUGGAGCUUUCGAUAGCGCGGUUCUUCUGUUUACUGUUGAGCCUGUUUGCAGGUUCGGCCUCUGGUCUAGAGAUUACAUCCACGGGGCCGACAUCCAUGGAGAAGGCCAGCGGUCAGAGUGUGAAGCUGGACUGCCAGUUCUCUCUGGCUCCUGAAGAUACUGGACCGCUGGAUAUUGAAUGGAGCUUGAUGUCCUCUGACAACCAAAAAGAGGACAAAGUGGUGAUCCUGUACUCAGGUGACAGGGCCUACGAGGACUACUAUGAGCCCAUGAAGGGUCGAGUUCACUUCAACUCGGUUGACCCAAAGAACGGCGACGCAUCCAUCAACCUGACGGGUCUUAAGUCGUCUGACUCAGGCACGUACCAGUGUAAGGUGAAGAAGGCUCCCGGGAUCCGCAGCAGGAAGAUGCUGCUGAUCGUCAUGGUGAAGCCAUCCAAGCCCAGGUGCUACACCGACGGGCCCACACAAGAAGGCAAAGACAUUGUGCUUAGGUGCAUAUCCAGCGAGGGCACCAACCCCCUGCAAUACAGCUGGGAGAAGACCAGUGACAGCAAGCUGCUGCCCGCCUCUGCUGUGAUGGAUCCUGUGGAAGGCACCAUUAACGUGAGGAACGCAUCUGCCAGUGCAUCUGGCACCUACCGCUGCAUUGCCAGCAACCGCGUUGGCAGUGAGGAAUGUAUACUGCAUCUCAACGUGACACCUCCCCGCAACACCGCAGGCAUCGUUGCAGCAGCCAUAAUUGUUGUGCUCCUGAUCCUCAUCAUUAUUGCCAUCAUUCUCUUCUGCUGUUGCCGUGCUCGUCACAGGAAGAAAUACGAGAAGGAAAUCUGCAAUGAGAUCAGAGAGGACGUGCCACCUCCUAAAAGUCGUGUUUCUACAGCACGCAGCUUCACUGUGGGCAGCCAGCGCUCCUCCCUGGGCUCCAUGUCGCCUUCCAACCUGCAUGAGUAUUCCUUGAAACCCCAGUACGACAAGAUUCCCUCAUCAGAGGAGUAUGAUAGGCCUCCAAGCCAUGCUCCUCUGCCUCCACCCAAUGCUGCCAAGAUGGCUGGCCCCAACCUCAGCCGCAUGGGGGCCAUCCCCGUCAUGAUCCCUGCCCAGAACAGGGACGGCUCAAUUGUCUAACCUGUCCUCUUCUUGAGAAGGGACUGUGCAACCGGGAGGGGGAGCGGAGGAAGGGAGUAGGACACAAGCCAAUGAAGAUGGGAUAAGAGCUGGGAUGGGCUGAUUCGCCUGACUUUUAGCUCUUCAUUAUUUACAAAUGGGAGUUUACUCCUCUUAUGAAGACCUGACUCUGCUGUGGUGCUGAGUUGAAGUUGAGUCAUAUUGGAAUCACAACAGAGCACAUUAAUUUUUUAUGAAAUACGCAUACAAAAAAAAAAAAAAAAAUAUGAAUUUUACUUUCUGGACUAUCUCACUGAAAAAUGGAUAUAAGACAGAAUGGUCAAUAUACAAAUGAUAUUGUACAUAGGUGAAUGCAUGUUUUUUUAAAUAUAGAUGGCCCUUGUUCUAUGUUCCAAACAGAUCCAGGCCCCUAAUUGGCCAGCUGUACAGCUGUAUGCAUGCAUGUGUGUAUAGAACUGCAGCUGUAUGUGUGCGUGAACAUAAAUGUAUGUGUGUAAAUGGGAGUUUGGGAAAUGUAUAAUUCAUUUAUUGUCUUUUAAUGCCUACAUAACACUAUGAUCAUUUUUCAGGGAAUCCCAUCUCUACUAAUUUCUCACAAAUUUUUAAUUCCAUAAAUUUAUUGUAAAUGACCUUUGGAAAUACUGAAAGACAAAUUUAUUAGAAGAAAAUCAAUCUGAGAUCUGAAUUAAUCCUCUGACUGAGUUGGGGGGAAAAGGUCCAUUUAGGUCAGCCAUUUUCUGUUGAAGCAGUUGCUGUUUGAAUUGUCCAGUCUGGGUUUGGAUGGGGGUCUGACCUGUUCAGGAUUGGCUAGGGUUUAGGGGGAGGUUCAGACCAUCACGGCUUGUGAUUGGUUGGAUUAUUGCUUCUUGAGUGAUCUAAAAAAAACAAUAUAAGUGCUGUAACUCUUUACACAAAGGGGGGCAGCUGAACAGUGAGGUUCACUGAGCAAUCAUCUUUGAUUGUGUUUGACUGUUAACAGGCCCCUAAACCCCUCCGACCAAAGAACAUAUCAGCCUCCACAAACACACACACACACACACACACAACACAUUAGUAGGACAAGAGCACAGAGUCUUAAUCAUCAUCUGUAGAGUCAGUAACCCUCUCAGAUGUCUGCCACAUGUAAUCCUCCUCAUUUGCAUUACAUGGAGCCAAUAUCUUGAUUAACCUUCUCUCUGUGGUCAAUAUAAAACCCUGCAUGGCUUCUGUAGCAUUAAUUGGACUUUUAAAUGUAGCAGUUUGUUUGCCCCUUUACAAAAAAAAAAAACCCCAGUUUGAGAACUUGGAAUGCACAAACUGUUUUAUUUUGUUCUGACGCCUUAUUCUAGUCCUUAUUUGAGCCUUACACACCUCUCAUCAGUUCACAUCACAGCCCUCACAGCUGGAUUCUUCUAACUUUGAUUGUGCCUUGUUGCCCCAGUUAAGUUUUGUCGUAGCACAUUUGCUAAUGUGCAGUAGCAUAGGGGGCCAUUGUAGCCCCCAGCCACUAGAACAGUAUAAUAACCUGUACACAGAGAGCCUAUUAACUGUUUUCUGUUGAUCAGGUCAAGGAUUUCCCACACCCACUCACCUCAUACAAAUCCCCCCAUAGCUUAGCAAUAUCACUGUCUUAAAGCUUUUUUUUAGUCCAAAAACAUGAUUUCAUGUUUUGUUUUGUUUUUUAACUUUAUGUAAAAGUAAGAAAAUGGAUGUGUUUUUUAAAAAUAACAUAAAUGGUUCUGGCUGUAUAUAUAAAUAUCCUGUUGAAGUAACCCUGUCUAAUCACAACACAGUAUGAUAUAAACAUGAUGAUGUUUGUAUGUAGAUGUGAUGCUCUGCUGUGCUGUGCUUGGCAAAUCUCUAUCUAAAACAAAGAGGAGGGGCGGCGUGGAUCUUGUCAGUACAGUUUAAAUACUCCCUUAGUAUGAUUUCUGCUAUUGUGCGUGUGUGUAAGUUUUUUGUGUUGAGUGAGUUCUUGGAUCUAAGGGGAGGUGACAUUUGUAGAAACAUCUUGGCCCAUGUACUCCCUGGCAGAUUUGAUGUCACACCAAGGGAAGUGAGACCUUGGAGAGCCUGGACAAAGAAAUUACAUCUGUCAGUUCCUCUUAAAACACAAUUUUGUGUGUGUGUGUGAACAAGAGUACUGUAUAGAAAGGGAGUUUGCUGUCAAAAUGGGCCCCUGUAGAAUUCUAGUUAGACUACCACCUGAUGAAAAACUGUACAGAGCUCUUAGGGAGAUUUUACUGUCCCUCUAUUUGCUCAAAACAUUAAUGACAACUACUACUAACAAUAUUAACUGUAGCUUUGAAAUCAGCAUACUAAUACUGUAUGAAGAUCUCCUCUGAGGUGUGCACACUGUGUGAAAACCAGUUUUUCCUUUUGUGUGGUUUUUUUGUGCUGUAUUUUUGAAUAAUAAAAGUCCAUGAAAU